Messenger RNA from Venturia canescens, 4205 nucleotides. RefSeq lists its product as uncharacterized. The transcript is spliced from 3 exons. The record is from RefSeq and is a predicted model, not a curated record. Gene Ontology annotation, molecular function: nucleotide binding; DNA-directed DNA polymerase activity; DNA binding. Lineage: Eukaryota; Metazoa; Arthropoda; Insecta; Hymenoptera; Ichneumonidae. Bases 847 to 4089 code for a protein of 1080 amino acids. Gene Ontology annotation, biological process: DNA replication.
AGGAGGAGGAGGAGGAGGAGGAGGAGGAGGAGCGUCUAAACGAGGAGCGAUUAGAAGCUAGACGCUUCGGCCUAUGGUUUCAAGAGCUGAUGGAGUGUGAUUCAGGGUACUCGUCAGCUGACUCGUCAGCUAUCUCGUUAUAGGCGUACCGCGAUUAGUACGAGAUAUACAAACGGGCGGGGGAAGAACGCGCAAUACACAGGGGAACGAGGCUUUCGGGGAUGUGCAACCCCCGGGAGGGCGGAUCAUCAUCACGCACGAUACAGCCCGUUAUUUCAAACGUUUUCAACUACGUGGUCGGGAGAUAACAUUGCGUAUCCGCCAGCCUCACGCUGGCGCAAACGUGACAACAUGGCUUGAAGGAGCAUUCCGCGAUCUUCUGACGCAUCUCACGAGUCACUGUGAGGGUGGUGACUACGCGGGGAUCUCGUUCUCCGCGAGCUGCUUAGCGCACGGCCCCGUCUGGCUUUCAUUCCGCCCUGUCCGCGCCUAUACAUUUGUAGAUAUCUGGCAAUUAAUAACAAACAUAGCUCAAAGUGCAGCGUCUCUGGAUAUUGACAUAUAAAAGUAUGUAUCGUUAAAGGUUUGGAGGGUAGGGGGCGAAAAGGUUUGACACACGAGGGCGUUGCUAAAAAAUCAAUUUUAACGAUUCGAAAUACCGACAAUCUGUGUCUACCGCGCUCGUUAGUAACAGCACGCGCGUACGCGGAAAGGGGUGAGAUACGCUCGGGGGCUCUGCAUUCUAGAUGGCAGCGUAUACGACAGAUUAACGGGUCGCUUCAAAAAGAGGCGGCGCUUGAGCUCACGAGAAGCGCAAAUGUUGUUAUACAACCCGCUGGCUGCGGUAUGCGCGAAAUUGCUAUAUACCAGAAUUAUUUGGCUCGCGAGGGGUUAGCUAUCGUGGUUUUCGAGUUUUUGACUUUGGGGCGACGCGAAAGACCGGUGUUUGACGGUACACAGACGGUUAUGGAUACAGUAGGCUCAGUCCGGCACACGUUAUACAUUCUGUAUUAUGAGCGGUCGCAUCAUUUCCAGCCUAUCUUGAAUCUGCGUGGUGCUGUAGGCAGCUUAAACUUCUGCGCAAUCUGUAACGUCCGUUCUCGUCGGGAUCAUAGAUGUUUAAAAAAGAAAUGCCCUCGCUGCCUUCAAGCACCGCCCUGCGCUCUGGGAGCAGCUGCCGCGAUCAGAUGCGAGACAUGUAACCGCGAUUUUUUUGGGGAGCAAUGUUUAGAAAAUCACAGGGCUGUUACCAUCCGUCGUAAACACAGGGUAAACACUGUUUGCGAGUCUCUUCAGCGGUGCCGUAACUGCUUUCGCGCGAUAAGACCUUUAGAGAAAAAGACGCAUGUGUGCGGGGAGGGUUUCUGUAAAACGUGUAAAUCGCGGCACCCCUAUAAUCGCCUGUGCUAUAUGAGGCCUAUUCGCGUCGAUGAGAGGCCAAUAGAGAACAUAUUCAUAUUCUAUGAUUUUGAAACGCAGCAGUGUACCCCUGUAAAAGGUGAUCCUACAACGCGCGUUCACGAACCGAAUCUUUGCGUAGCUCAACGUGUCUGCACCAAGUGCUGCGAUAAUGCUUCUAUAGACGAGCCGUGCGAGCAUUGCGGGGAUCACGAGUUUAUAUUUAGGACGAACCCUGUGUGUCAACUUGUGGAGUUAGCCAUACGGAGUAUGCCGAACUUCUCUCACGUAUUUUUAAUAGCCCAUAACGCCGGUGGUUUCGACGCCCAGUUUAUCCUGCGCUACCUCAUCGAGGAGAAAAAAACGCAGCUCCCUUCUUUAAUAAUGAACGGCACUAAAAUCAUCACAAUGCGCAUUGGCAAACUCGUGUUUCUCGACAGCUUGAACUACUUUCACAUGCCUCUGAGUGCACUGCCUAAAUCUUUCGGUCUAAAAACUGCUCUCGCCAAAGGAUCUUUUCCGCAUCUGUUCAAUAGGCCCGAGAAUCAAAAUUAUAUUGGGCCGAUGCCGCCUGCGGCCGAUUACUCUCCCGACACUAUGCGCCCGGAGGAACGCGAGCGUUUUUUUGCAUGGUAUAACGAGUUAAAGAAUGCCUCUUAUGUAUUUAACUUUUCAAACGAGCUCAUAACCUAUUGUAAAAACGACGUUACGAUAUUGAGACAGGCCUGUGUGGUUUUCCGGAAAAUGUUCAAGGACAGCGGACGCGUUUGCCCGUUUAGCGAAAACACAACAAUCGCGUCCGCCUGCUUUCAAAUCUUUCGAAAAAAUUUUUUAAAACCUAACACGAUCGGUAUUAUACCUACGGGCGGUUACAGAUGGGCUCACAAUCAGUCAAAAAAAGCGGUCUCUUGGCUCGUGUGGAUGGAGCAUUCUUUAAAUCGUCGUAUCAUUCACGCAGGACGCUCGCGCGAGUUUAAAUUGCCUCAAAAUUUAUUAGUAGACGGUUACUACGAAACACCUGAUUCAGCCCACGUGUUACAGUUUCACGGUUGCUAUUGGCACGGGUGUUUGAGCUGUUUCACUGUAAACAGAGACCGUGUACAAAGCGACGGUGAUACACUGAACGAGCGUCUCGAGAGAACAAACGCUAUAUCGCAGAGAAUCCGCUCAAGCGGCUACACGUUAACCGAGAUUUGGGAGUGCGCGUAUGACCGGAUGAUAAAAACAGAUUUAGAGAUGAGCGCUUUUGUGAGUGAUCACCCUCUGGUUCGAGCGGAGCCUCUCAAUCCGCGCGAUGCUUUUUUCGGUGGUCGCACGGAAAACAUGGUCACUCUGUACGACGUGAAAGACGGGGAGCAGAUACGAUAUGUUGACGUUUGCUCUUUGUACCCAUACAUCUGCAAGUACGGCAAAUAUCCGGUGGGUCAUCCAACGGUAUACGUCGGCGACGAGUGCAGGGCGCUGACAGGUCCCGAAAAUAAUAUCAGUCUUUCCCGCGUCGAGGGCCUUGUUAAAUGCACAGUGCUUCCACCGCAAAAUCUUUAUCAUCCGGUGCUGCCGGUGCGAAUGCAUCAGCGCCUGUUAUUCGGGUUAUGUCGUAGCUGCUGCGAAACAAUGAACCAGGACGCGUGUCCUCAUGAAGACCCCGCGGAGCGUGUGUUUAGCGGUACUUGGGUAGUGGAUGAAUUGCGAAAAGCUAUUGCGUGCGGGUAUAAAAUAUUAACCGUGAGCGAGAUUUGGCAGUAUAAGAUAACGCAGUACAACCGCGAUACACAGAAGGGGGGCCUUUUCACCGGGUACAUAAACACUUUUCUUAAAAUCAAACAAGAGGCUAGCGGUUGGCCCGAGGGUUAUGCAGAUGACGAGGCUGCCCAAGAGCGUUAUAUAACUGCUUUUAAGACAGCCGAAGGGGUUCAGCUGGAGCGGGGUGCGGUAGCGAAAAACCCGGGGCUGCGCUCGGUAGCCAAACUUUGUCUUAACUCCUUUUGGGGUAAAUUUGGACAACGCGAAAAUUUACCGCAAACAGAAAUAGUAUCGACACGCGAAAAACUUAUGGAGCUGCUAAAUAGCCCCGAGCACGAGAUCACUGGUAUGCUACCUGUUAACAACCAGGUGCUGUAUGUUAAUUAUACGAAAACCAGUGAUGCUGUAAUACCGUCUAAUAUAGCAAAUACUGUCAUAGCUGCAUACACCACAGCCCAAGCCCGUUUAAAACUUUACACCUAUCUCGAACCGCUGGGUAAGCGUGCUCUGUACUGCGACACCGAUUCCGUUAUUUAUGUCACGAGAAAAGAGCCUGGAGAGUAUGAACCGCCAACGGGUCAAUUGCUAGGGGAUUUAACCGACGAGCUAAGCUCUUACGGCGAGGGCAGUUACAUUAAGUCUUUCAUCUCAGGCGGCCCUAAAUUUUAUUCUUUCAUAGUUAAUACGCCGAGCGGCGCGGAAAGCGAGGUUUGCAAGGUUAAAGGCAUAACGCUGAAUUACGCAAACAGCUCGCUGAUAAAUUACGAAUCAAUACGGUCAUUUAUAAUAGGUGAGAGAGAAAAUCCUGUUGUACUACAGUUUGAUUCAAUACGUCGUACGCCGUUCCACCAGGUUGUCACACGACCCGAAAAGAAAUCGUGCAUGCCUCUGAGCGUCAAGCGAAGACGUGAUGGCGAAUACGGCUCGCUCCCUUACGGCUACAAGUAACCGUUUAUAAAAACUCUCGCUUUAAACAUUGUUAAGCAGCGUUGUAAAAUAUCUAUGUUAUUACUGUAAAAUAUUUAUACUGUUACCGGAAAAUAAAAGCUCUAUACAUGUUUCAA